AUGUAUACCAGAACUAUACUUUGUGGUCUCUGUUUGACAAUAUCCUCAGUUUUUGUUUUUGUCAAUGGGGGAAAACUUCCCGAACCUGAGGUGAAAAUUGAGGUUAUACACAAACCUUUUAUGUGCCAUCGUAAGUCAAAGUAUGGAGAUAUGCUGCUUGUACAUUACGACGGAUUCCUGGAAAGUAAUGAAACUAUGUUCCAUUCCAGCCGCAAACAGGGGGAUUCAAAUCCUGUGUGGUUUACACUUGGGAUCCGUGAGGUUCUCAAGGGCUGGGAUAAAGGUCUGCAAAACAUGUGUGCAGGAGAGCGCAGGAAGCUGACCGUCCCUCCAUCACUGGCCUAUGGCAAAGAAGGAAAAGGUAAGAUUCCACCAGGCAGUACCCUCAUAUUUGACAUUGAGCUCAUGGAGAUCCGAAAUGGCCCCAGGUCACAUGAGACUUUUAGGGAUAUGGAUCUCAAUGAUGACUGGAAGCUGUCCAGACAAGAGGUGAAAGAGUACCUGAAGAAAGAGUUUGAGAAACAUGGCUACUCUCCUAAUGACACCCACCACGAAGGGAUGGUUGAUGACAUCUUCAAAAAUGAGGAUGAAGAUAAGGAUGGUUUCAUUUCUUCCCGAGAAUUUACCUACCAACACGAUGAACUCUGA
This is a messenger RNA of Menidia menidia (Atlantic silverside), 648 nucleotides long. Lineage: Eukaryota; Metazoa; Chordata; Actinopteri; Atheriniformes; Atherinopsidae. The record is from the annotation of a GenBank genome assembly.